Messenger RNA from Sinocyclocheilus rhinocerous, 3489 nucleotides. RefSeq names its product kinase suppressor of Ras 1-like. NCBI's taxonomy places the organism in Eukaryota, Metazoa, Chordata, Actinopteri, Cypriniformes, Cyprinidae. The transcript has 20 exons. Gene Ontology annotation, biological process: protein phosphorylation; Ras protein signal transduction. Gene Ontology annotation, molecular function: protein kinase activity; ATP binding. Bases 212 to 3157 code for a protein of 981 amino acids. The record is from RefSeq and is a predicted model, not a curated record. Gene Ontology annotation, cellular component: cytoplasm.
GCACAACGAGCAGCUCGCACGACGCGCUUCCACGGUGCACUUGGAUUUGGGAUUACCUCAAACCACAUCUCCGUCGUGGAUCCCAGUGUAGACCGCAUCUAUCGUCCGUUCGGACAGUCUGAUGGCAUGCGUCUGUUGUAGUGCAUGUGGAUUGUAUUAUUAUUUGUAGUUGCACUCAUCUCUCCAUUCACGGCGUGCCCAAUGCAGUGGGAUGGACGGUGUUAGAGUGGGGCUGAUGAUGGUGGAGGAGAGUGAUGAACAGAGGGACAGCAGCAGCAGGGGCAGCGGCGGCGGUGUCGCAGCCAUGGCCGCGCUACACCAGUGUGAACUGAUCCAGAACAUGAUCGACAUCUCCAUCUCCAGUUUACAAGGGCUCCGGACCAAAUGCGCGGCGUCCAACGAUCUCACGCAGCAGGAGAUCCGCACUUUAGAGGUCAAGCUCAUGAAGUACAUCUGUAAACAGCUGCAGUGUAAGCAGAAGGUGCCAGACACAGAAAGGCCGCCGGCCCUGAACAGCUACCCACGGCUGGGGGACUGGUUACGCACCAUCAACGUCAGACCUGAGCUCAUAGAGGCAGUGAACGUGAAGCUGUCAUUGGAUGCGCUGCUGCAGAUGCCCGGCAGUCAGGUGAAAGAAACCAUGAGACGGCUCGGCUCCAGUUCAGAGGACUGCACCAGGCUGUGCGCUGCCCUUAACUGUUUAAAGAGUGCCUCUGAGUCAGGGGAGUUUAAAGAGGACAGCGGUUGUUGGUUCUCCGAGCCCAUGAGGCGGGACAGUGGCGGCUUGACUCCAGUGGACCAGAUUCCAUUACUAGGAGGUUCCCUGCGCCCCCACAGUCCUUCCCCUCUGGCCCGGCCCAUGACCGCUCCCUCCACCCCCUCUACGCCCCUCACCACCUGCCCGUACCCCCGCUACAUCCUGUCGCCCGGCGAGGCUCACAUUUACCACGGUUAUGCAGAGAGUCUGACCGACCCCAGCCCGUAUUACACCUCCCGUCCCGUCAGACUCCACGGACACACCUCGACUCCACCCAUAACCCCGCCCUCCCGGAGGAGACACCGCCUCAAGCCUCCCUGCACACCUCCUCCACCGUCCCGCAAAGUUCUGCACCUCCUCCCAAACAUCACGCUGACCCGCAGCAAGAGCCACGAGAGUCAGCUUGGACACCGCAUUGAAGAUACGCCCGCUAACAAGUGUGUGAAAAAAAACAAGCUGUUUCUGAACGUCCAGAUUAAUGGAAACGGUUGUGAGGACUCUCCAUCUCGCUCGCCCACUCUCUCCACACGGACCCCUGGGGCAGCACCCGCCACGGCCCCGUACACUUUGCCAGGCACUCCCACACUACAGGAAGAGCACAUCGGCCUGCGGAAUAAUGUUACCGUCCACCGCAGCUCACCUCAAGCUCUGCGGAGAGACAUCGGGCUGGCUGUCACUCACAGGUUUUCUACAAAGUCUUGGCUCUCUCAGACAUGUCAAGUGUGCCAGAAAAACAUGAUAUUUGGGGUAAAAUGCAAACACUGCAGGUUAAAGUGUCACAACAAAUGCACUAAAGAAGCUCCAUCCUGCAGAAUCUCUUUCCUGCCCAUCACAAAGAUUCGUAGGACUGAGUCUGUACCCUCAGACAUUAACAACCCUGUGGACCGUCCACCCGAAGCGCCACAGUUCGGGACGCUACCGAAGGCAAUAACAAAGAAGGAUCAACCGCCGGCGCUGAAUCAGCUGGACUCUAGCAGUAAUCCAUCCUCCACCACUUCCUCUACGCCUUCAUCUCCCGCCCCCUUCCAGCAGAGCAAUCCUCCAAGUGUAACCCCGCCCCCAAACCCCUCCCCAAAGGGCCACCGUGACAACCGCUUCCACUUUCCAGCUGCAUGUUAUUUUCAGCACCGACAGCAGUUCAUCUUCCCUGAUGUGUGCAGUUCCAGCAUCCUUCAUUCAGAUGGACUCCCAGACACAGUUAACGAGAUCGAUCCAUCAGUGGAGGAGAUGCACGCAGAACAAGACGAGGAAGAUGACAGAGAGGAACUUGAGGAAGAAGAAGAAGAGGAAAUAGAAGCAGAGGAGGAAGAGGAUAUAGCAGUGGAGGAGGAGGAGGAAGAGGAAGAGCUGGAGGAUGAAGAGGAGGAGGAUAUGGAUGAGCUGAACCACAGCUCAGAAGGAGAGUGUGAAGGAGACGAGCUGGACGACCUGCCCAGCACGCGAGGAGGAACCCACUGGAAAGGUCCCAUCUCUCGUAAGGCCAGCCAGACCAGCGUCUACCUGCAGGAGUGGGACAUUCCCUUCGAGCAGCUGGAUCUCGGCGAGCUCAUUGGGAAGGGUCGCUGGGGUCGGGUCCAUCGCGGCCGCUGGCACGGAGAGGUGGCCAUCCGACUCCUGGAGAUCGACGGGAACAACCAGGACCACCUGAAGCUCUUCAAGAAGGAGGUGAUGAACUACAGACAGACACGCCACGAGAAUGUCGUCCUCUUCAUGGGAGCUUGCAUGGCUCCGCCUCAUCUGGCCAUCAUUACCAGCUUCUGCAAAGGCCGGACGUUGUAUUCUGUCGUGAGGGACACGAAAAACACGCUGGACAUCAAUAAGACUCGGCAGAUUGCGCAGGAGAUUGUGAAGGGAAUGGGCUAUCUUCAUGCUAAGGGCAUCGUUCACAAGGACCUUAAAUCGAAAAACGUCUUUCACGACACAAACAAAGUAGUCAUUACUGACUUUGGCCUUUUCGGGAUCUCUGGAGUGGUUCAGGAGGGCCGACGCGAAAACGAGCUGAAGCUUCCUCACGGGUGGAUCUGUUAUUUGGCUUCAGAAAUCGUGCGUAAAAUGAGUCCCGGAAACAACGAGGACAGACUUCCGUUUUCUAAUGCUGCUGAUGUUUAUGCCUUUGGCACCAUCUGGUACGAGCUGCAGGCGAGAGACUGGCCCAUCACCAGUCAGCCCGUAGAGGCCACCAUCUGGCAGGUGGGCAGUGGAGAGGGCAUCAGGAGGGUCCUGGCAGAGAUCAACUUGGGAAAAGAGGUCACGGAGAUUCUGUCUGCCUGCUGGUCAUAUGAUGCUCGUAAUCGGCCCACGUUCACGCAGCUGGCCGACAUGCUGGAGAAACUGCCCAAACUCAACCGCCGCCUGUCUCAUCCUGGCCACUUCUGGAAGUCUGCAGAGUAUGUAUCCUAGAAUCUGGCACACUGUGAAAAGAGGACAAACAGGUGGUAGAAACCUGCACAGUCUGCAGAAACGACGACAAAGAUGACCUCAGAGACACCUCAGUGAAUCAAAUGUGUUGUUUGUUCGGUUACUUUCUGUCUGACCUUCUCUUCACUUAGAGUAUUUUUGUCUUGUUCAGUCAUUAUUUUUAUCAGCAGCAUCUGUCUAACAUUCAGAAGAGCAGUAUCAGCACUUGUUACAGCAUAGGGAAACUUUUAAAUUGGAAAAAUAAUCCCAUAAUCACAACAAUUUAAUAGCAAUAUAAAUUAUGUAAAAUAAAUAAUAUACAUACACACACACAC